CCAUAACCCGGUUAUCAACCGGUCAAGUAUCUGGCGCUUAUCAUGAUGCUGUCGCCCUGCCAGUACCCUGCGCUGUGCGGUUGAUCAAGGGACUAUUGGAAAUGCUCAGCGCUCAACUGGCCGCCACAAAUACGACGCUACAGGUCUGGACCCCAGUGCAAUCAACCUGGAUACUAUUGGUUAAUGACAAGUGAAGCUCACCAGUGACCCUGUAGCUUCUUCUCUUCAUAGUAUAACAGCUCAUCUUGAUUCAAGGAACGGCAAUCCCACGUCCUUCUGUCAUUGCGAAAUCAGCUCAUUUACCUUUACUUGUUCAUUCUCUAACACUCAAGACCAUCAAAGUCCAUGUCAGUCACCAUCCCAAUGCCUCCUACACCCGCAGUUGGAGAGUUUGCAAAAGCUCCUCCCAAUGCCAGCAGAAGUCCCUGCCCUGUUGUCAAUGCUCUCGCGAACCAUGGCUACCUUGAGCGCAGUGGACGCGGCAUUUUCAUGGAUGAUCUCAACGCCUCAAUGAAACACGUCGGCAUGAGUCCUCUCCUCGGCUCUGUCUUCGCCAUCCCCACCUACUUUGAGUACCAAAACCCUGCCAAGGCAUACAUGAAAAAGCCUGUUGGCACAUGGCAGAGGAUUUGGUCGCUCAUCAAGAACCCUUAUUCCUUUUUUGACUAUUUCGGCUGCUGGAAUCCGAAGCAAAUCACUGAUGGGAAGAAGUAUCUCAAUCUUGAGAAUCUUGCUUCUCAUGGCGCUAUCGAGCAUGACAUCUCCCUGUCAAGACGGGACAUUGCUCAAAAGCAGGGAAACAAUGAUCCUCAACAAGAUUUGAUCGAAGAGAUGCUGGAAUAUUCUUAUGAUGGUGAAACUCUCACCAUUCCAGAUCUUGCCCAGUUCAUAAAGGCUCGUAUCUCACGGCAACUGGAGGAUAAUCCAGAGUUGGUUUAUGGACCAGCUGAACAUCAGGUCAACUGCGGCCAGCUCGCACUCAUGAUGGGCUGUUUUGGAGAUGGAAAGACGAUUCCAGUCAAGUAUGUCAGAGCUAUCUUUGAAGACGAGAGACUGCCUAUUGAGGAAGGCUGGAAGAGGCGAUCGUGGUGGACGAUGGGUCUUGUUGAGUUCUUUGGUGCUGUCAAGAACUUGGUCAAUGCUGUUGGCGUGCAGUUCUAGCUUUCUCGUCAUUAAUCGUACUGUUUAUUUUACAAUUCUACACAUGUCUGUUCAACGUGGGAGUAAUAAUUAGUUGAGACUGUGAGCC
Messenger RNA from Fusarium verticillioides 7600, 1249 nucleotides. RefSeq lists its product as hypothetical. Bases 346 to 1161 code for a protein of 271 amino acids. The transcript is spliced from 2 exons. The record is from RefSeq and is a predicted model, not a curated record. Gene Ontology annotation, molecular function: peroxidase activity. Lineage: Eukaryota; Fungi; Ascomycota; Sordariomycetes; Hypocreales; Nectriaceae.